UAUCUGUAAUGAAUAAAUAUUUCUCUUAAACUCAAAUGUGAUUCACAUAAAACUGAAGCUCACCUGCACCUGCAGAUGUGUUGACACCUCUCUAAGCUCCCUUAAGCUCAUGUGAAUGUUGGGAGGGCAAUUUGAACACCUUCUUGUCCGAGUUGCAUUCGCUGCACUCGCUUUCCCUCUGCAGCCUAUUUCUGUCGUCCAUUGAAAAGGAAAUCGCUGGGCCAUCCCCCCGACGCGCGCCUGUGCCGUGGAGCUCCCCCUUGCUGCGUGCAUCGUGAUCUAGUGGAUGCAGAGUCUUGCAGAGAGAACGCAGGGUCACCUUCUGUCACUGCAAGGGGAAAUACUGAAUAAAUUGCAGCACAGGCUGUCAGGUAGUAGUGCACCUCAGCGGCAGCAGCAGCAUCUCUGGUGAUCUCCUGCAGGGGACCAACAGCUCUCUCCAAGGUUUAUGGAAACCUGACCUCCCAUUUGGCGGAGAAGUGCAUGAGGAACCCAGCUCUGCUGCAGAGGACAGGUUUAGUCAUUAGAGUGCUUUGCCACAUCCAGGAAAAUGUCUGGCUCCUACGAUGAAUGUGCGGGUGCUGACGACACCAUGGACAGCUUCUGGGAGGUGGGGAACUACAAACGUGCUGUCAAGAGAUUUGAUGACGGCCACCGGCUCUGCAAUGACCUCAUGGGCUGCCUGCAGGAACGUGCCAAGAUAGAGAAAGCGUAUGGUGAUCAGCUAACUGCCUGGUCCAAGAGAUGGAGACAGCUCAUUGAGAAAGGCCCACAGUACGGCUCAGUGGAGAGAGCCUGGCUGGCUGUGAUGACUGAGGCAGAGAAGGUGAGCGAGCUGCACCAAGAUGUGAAGAACAACCUGAUGAACGAAGACGUAGAGAAAGUGAAGAACUGGCAGAAGGAAGCCUACCACAAGCAGAUGAUCGGAGGCUUCAAAGAGGCGAAGGAGGCGGAGGAAGGCUUUAAGAAGGCGCAGAAACCGUGGGCUAAAAAGCUCAAGGAGAUGGAGGCAGCUAAGAAAUCGUACCACAUGGCCUGCAAGGAGGAGAAGCUGGCUGCAGCCCGAGAGGCCAACGGCAAGACUGAGGCUUCUGUCACAGCAGACCAGCAGAAGAAACUCCAUGAGAAGACGGACAAAUGCAAGCAGGAUGUGCAGAAGGCUAAAGAGAAGUAUGAGAAGUCUCUGGAGGAGCUGAAUAAGUGCACCCCGCAGUACAUGGAGUGCAUGGAGCAGGUGUUUGACCAGUGCCAGCAGCAUGAAGUCAAGAGGCUGACCUUCCUCAAGGAGGCCCUGCUGGACAUCAAACGCCAUCUUAACCUCACCGAGAACCAAAGCUAUGCCACAAUAUACAGAGAACUGGAGCGCACGAUCCUCGGUGCGAACACACAAGAGGACCUGAAGUGGUUCAGCAACAACCACGGCCCGGGGAUGCAUAUGAACUGGCCUGCGUUUGAGGAAUACAACCCAGACCAGGCCAGCGCUCCUCCAAAGAAGAAGAAGCCAGACGGAGCCCCACCCACCCCGAGCACUGACCAUGUGGCUCCACCUGGUGACCGUAGCAGUGUGAGCAGCUAUGACAAAAACCAAGCUUACUCAACUGAGUGGUCCGAUGACGAGCAGCCCGCUGCAUACUCUGGCAACGAAAACGGUGGAAACGGAAAUUCUUUCGAAGAUGAUUCUAGCACUUCUGGGAGAGGGGUCCGCGUCCGCGCUCUCUAUGACUAUGAAGGCCAGGAACAAGAUGAGCUCACCUUCAAAGCAGGUGAUGAACUGACCAAGACUGAGGACGAAGACGAGCAAGGCUGGUGUAGAGGUCGUUUGGACAACGGCCGAGAGGGACUGUACCCGGCCAAUUAUGUCGAGCCAAUCUAGUCACGCUACUGGACAAGGACACGCCAUUGGAGGCAGCCUGAACUGUCCCGUCCAAUUGCACCGCACAUAGCCAGAGACUUAAGAGCAACACAUCCCUUGCCCAACAGAUGCGCCAAGCAGUCUUGCCUAAAUAAAAACUUAGUAACCUAAAAAGACGAUAUAUCAGUAUAAUAUAUUUUAUCCAGCAUUUGGGGUGGGUGGACUUACACAUUUAAAAACAGGAGCAGCAGUUAUUCCAGUAUAUACACACUCGACUAUAACAUCAAGACAGUGCAGGAACACAUUGCUUCUCUGUGUAGCUGUAUUUAAAGUAUAAUGCAGCUUAUUUAAACUUGCAGUCCACUGCAGUCUGUUCUCUUGUGAAAAUGGGAAGAUAAUAUAAUCAGUUACACCCAUUCGACAAAGACGAGCUUCUCUAACCUGCAUUGUGUAUAUACAGUGUGAUGCCAUUUUUGUGUAGCAUUUCUAAUGCUGUGUGUGGUCAGUCGUCAUUCUUACAUCUGGAAUGCUGUGUAGUGUUAAAAGUACCACAAACAGUAUCCUCUGAUUUUUUUUUUUCUCUUUUUUUGUUUUUCUUUGUGAUUUGGUCCGACCUCUUUUCCAGUGUGUGCAGUGCUAUGUGUUUUAAACUGUUUCUGAACUUGCAUAGCAGCAUGCGCUAUGCAAAAUCUCACAUUCCCUGAAUCCUGCAGCCUCAUUUAGGGCUACAACUCGAUGCAGCACUUCAACUACAAAUGCAGAGUUCACGUUUUAAGCAUCACAUCCUUCUGGACAUGCUUCAUGAAAGGAAGCGUGUUGAUGAUGAACUUGUUUUAUGUUUGUUUGUUUUUGUUUUUGACAUCUUUUUUUUCUGUUCUUAGCAUCACAAAUCCUUUGCCAGUAUCAUCUCCAUGCAGUCCGAGGAAAAAGGAUACACAGUUUUCUGCAGAAGCUUUCAUUCUUGGUUCAGUAUUUCAGGUCUCAUAUUAAAUCCACUGCUAACAAACAAGAAACAUGAGCGAUACAUUCCCUCAGAGCAAAGUCGGAUCGAGUCAUCUUCUCGAGGUCGCCACUGCAGUAUGAGAGGUGGGUUCUGAACAAUGCCUGUGCCGGGCACUUUUUUUCUUCCAGAGCGAGGGGCCAGUGGAGGCAUGUUACUGUGCUUGUGUGAAGAUCGAAGCCUCUUCAACAGGACAUGAAUGUACUAGUGUUUGGGCUUGAGAGAGGGCGUGUUGUCUAAACAUGGCUCUCCGCUGUCAUUUAAAGCCCUACCUAGCAAAAAGCACUAGUUAUGCGGCCCGUUUCCCUGCUGAGCCAAAGAAUGACCCAAUACCAUCAACUAUCUGUUUUCUCUCCACGCAAUAACUCUCACAUAUCACAUGUGACACAGCUUCAGUGAGGAUCAACUUGUAGCUGCCUCCCAGUCCACCCAAACUUCAUUUGUCUGCAGAACACCGCGCAGCGACACAGGGAAUACAUUCGUCACCAGUGCUGCACUGCUCAUAAGACGACUCUUACGCAGUGCGUUAUUUUAAAAUUGCUCCAUAGAAAUUAAAUUCACAGCAGGAAUCACAUUCAUCAGACGCUGAUUAGUGAGUUAUCUUAGCUACAAGUUGCACCUGAAUCUCUGAUUAGACGGGAGAGUUGCUUUUUAUAACUUAGUUGUCCUGAAGUUUUGUAACUUUCAGCGGACCAACAGCAGUCAGAUGUGUUUAGCUCUGUGUCUGGAAGUGGAUACGACAGGUUUGGGUCUUACACAUGAGGAGAAACACAUCACCAGCUCACAAGUUGUGUCUUAGAGUAAAGCUGUCCAGCAUAGCAAAAAGGACUCCUAUCAUUAAAACUGUCCCACAUCCUCAAUGAUGCGCGUAUGCACAUACACACACAUAUAUAUACAAACACACACACACGCAUUAAACACACGAAACACAAACACAUAAUCCACAUUACCAGGUUAAUAUUUUGGGGGAAAACAUUCUUCAUCAUCCAGUGUGUAUGAGUUGUGUAAGUGUAACAGAAACAAAAAUGUAAAAAAAAUAAAAAAUAAAAAAAAAA
Molecule: messenger RNA, 3907 nt
Organism: Epinephelus lanceolatus (giant grouper)
Lineage: Eukaryota; Metazoa; Chordata; Actinopteri; Perciformes; Serranidae
Gene: pacsin1a
Product: protein kinase C and casein kinase substrate in neurons 1a
Biological process (GO): neuron projection morphogenesis; cytoskeleton organization; positive regulation of dendrite development
Cellular component (GO): endosome; cytoplasm; plasma membrane
Molecular function (GO): phospholipid binding; protein binding
Source: RefSeq, a predicted model, not a curated record